AUGGCUCCACCAACAGUGGUCCUCAUUACUGGCGCUGGCAGAGGCAUCGGCAAGGCUCUAGCAACCACAUAUCUCUCAUUCCCUGACCACGUUGUUGUUGGAACUCUUCGCGACCUUAAAGGCCCGCAGGCGGAACAACUGCGUAGCUUGCCUGCAGCGAGCGGCUCACGUUUACUGUUGGUUGGCAUCGAAAACACAAAUCUCUCGGAUCCCAAGAACGCCAUCGAAGAAGUUGAAGCUGCCGGUAUUGACUAUAUUGACAUCGUCAUUGCCAAUUCGGCCGUUUCGAUCGGCGGCGGUCCUCUAGAAGCUGUUGACCUCAAAUUUUUCAACGCAAGUUUUGAUGUCAACGUGGUAUCCGGUCUUGCACUGUUCCAGGCAGUUCACAAGCUGCUCGCCAAAUCGAGCGACCCGAAGUGGAUUUCGAUUUCGAGUCGAGGAGGGUCUGUCGCAGCUCCACUUCCUUGGUACCCGUACGCUGCUGCCUAUUGUAUGUCAAAGGCCGCACAAAAUUGGUUCACACAAGCUCUCCAUAUUGGAAACCAACCACUCACCGCUUUUGCGGUCCAUCCCGGAUUUGUUUCGACAGACAUGGGAAUCGCAGCAGCUACUAGUGCGGGCAUUGCCUUACCCGAAACUUCCAGUGAAGAGAGUGCCAAAAAUAUCAUAAAUUUGAUCGGUUCAGCGACACGUGAGAAUAGCUCGGGAAGAUUCUUUGAUGUUGAUACUCGUGAAGAGAUUCCUUGGUAG
Exophiala aquamarina CBS 119918 is the source of this 750-nucleotide messenger RNA. RefSeq lists its product as uncharacterized. NCBI's taxonomy places the organism in Eukaryota, Fungi, Ascomycota, Eurotiomycetes, Chaetothyriales, Herpotrichiellaceae. The record is from RefSeq and is a predicted model, not a curated record. The transcript has 4 exons. Bases 1 to 750 code for a protein of 249 amino acids.